CAGAUUUUGAUGGAUUCCUCUUGGAUCGUCGACAAUUAAUACCAACUGGUCGGGAAACAUGGGCAGGUGUACGAGUUGUAGUCGAUGCAAUUAUACGAUCGCAAAGAGCAGUUGCACCGGGUAUAAUAAUUAAUUCAAAUACCACCGAAUCAUCAAAAGCUUUAUCAAUCCUUUCACCUCGAUAUUCAUCAAACAAUGCAACAGCAGUACCAUUAUUAAAAUCACCAGUUGUUCCAAUCAUAUCACAACAAGCAGUGCUAUCACGGAUUGAUCGUAAUUAUCGAUUGGAGAAUUUGGAACAAAAAGAGCAAAUUAUACGGCGUAAAUUUCAACAAUUUCGAAACAAAGUAUGUACUGAUAUUUCACCGUGGUGUGCCAUUUGGAUUCAUAUCAAUCCGAAUAUUUGUUUGGCAGCUAUGUCAUCUAUGCAACAACAAUGCGCCUUUUCAUGUCGUUUUUGUUGA
Acanthocheilonema viteae is the source of this 464-nucleotide messenger RNA. Lineage: Eukaryota; Metazoa; Nematoda; Chromadorea; Rhabditida; Onchocercidae. The record is from the annotation of a GenBank genome assembly.